AUGUCAUCAGAAUCUGAGUCCUCCUCUUCAUCUACUGCUACGAGCUCUAAGAAAUGCACUUCAAGUGACGAUCUCCUCGAUAAUUUGACUGCCACAUGCAGACAGAAAAAAGCCAAGAAGUGGCUCAAUGAGUUUGACAUUGACAUUGAGAGAGGAAUGGAAUGUCUUCAAGAUGGGACAUGGCCUUUACUUGCUACUAACUGGCCAUCAUUCCUCUAUGCAGCCGAGGCCACAUAUGACAGCGAAGACCUGAAUAUUGGCCUCUUUCGAGGACACGCCUUUCAGCAUCUAUACCUGGGACCUGCAGCUGCAGGAUCACAUGACCAUGGUGAUGAUGACGGCAAGCACAGUGGAAGCAAGUCCAAACAUAUGAUGUAUGGACUUACUAAGGUGACACCACAAUCAUGGGCCUGGGCCAUGUGUGCAGUAUGGUUCUCCCUCUCCGCCUGCAACUUGUACAAGAUGUGCAUUGGGUCAUUCAACCUAGAAGAAUUCUUUUUCGCUAUCAUCAAAACUCUAGAUGAUCCCAAGGAUCCAUGGGCAGUAGACAUGCUUGCAUGGAUCAAUGAGCAAGUGUUCGGUAAACAUGCAACUAAAGGGAUGACCAGUGCGUUAGAUGAUGCUGAUUCUGACCUCGCAAAAAUGCGAGCCAAACAUGUGGCUCUGUUGUCAUUCCCCCCCACCAACUCCACACAGACUGCCUCACUUGCACUGUCAUCGCCAUUGUCAUGCGCAUCAACACCACCGACAUUCCAGCCCUCUCUGAAACCUCAGAGUGCACAUGCUAUCCAUCCCAAGCCCACACCUGUCCCUCCAAAGCCCUUGACUGUCAUACUACCCAAACCAAUGCCAGCGCCUGUUGUACAACUGAAGGCCAAACCCAUUCCGAAACCAAAACCAGUACCCAAGCCACAUCCUAGCACUCAUGGCUCUAUGCAUCUUGCUGCUGGCUGUGCCCAGGUUGAAGAACCAACAAAUGAACCAGGUGACAGUGUGGCUGUGGAGGCUCCUGUGCCUCAGAAGAAGAACCCUGUCCCUCGUUGUAGCAGAAAUGCUGCCUAG
This is a messenger RNA of Suillus paluster, 1062 nucleotides long. RefSeq lists its product as uncharacterized. Lineage: Eukaryota; Fungi; Basidiomycota; Agaricomycetes; Boletales; Suillaceae. The record is from RefSeq and is a predicted model, not a curated record. Bases 1 to 1062 code for a protein of 353 amino acids. The transcript has 7 exons.